Messenger RNA from Phytophthora infestans T30-4, 1965 nucleotides. RefSeq lists its product as uncharacterized. Gene Ontology annotation, cellular component: nucleus; U2-type post-mRNA release spliceosomal complex. NCBI's taxonomy places the organism in Eukaryota, Oomycota, Peronosporomycetes, Peronosporales, Peronosporaceae. The record is from RefSeq and is a predicted model, not a curated record. Gene Ontology annotation, molecular function: DNA binding. Bases 1 to 1965 code for a protein of 654 amino acids. Gene Ontology annotation, biological process: mRNA splicing, via spliceosome; spliceosomal complex disassembly. The transcript is spliced from 4 exons.
AUGUUCCGAAGCAAGAAGAAGAAAGCUGGUAGCCGCAAACGACGCGAGGUGGAGGCGGAGAGCGAAAAAGCCGAGAGCGACCUUCAAGUACUGGAGGAGCUCCGUCGCAGUCGCUCUCGCCCCUCAAAGAGCGCUAUGACCUUCAGUUCGAGAAGUACAAGUACCAGCGGACUGCUGAGCUUUGACGAUGGAGAGCGCCAGACGAAGCAAAAGAAGAGAAAGAUGCGACCUAAUCUCGUGGUGUCCAGCACUGUGGACGUUGAGAUGGAGGAACCAAUUGGCCAGUAUUCCACCGAGAUGCUGGCGUCGCUACGAAGUGAGCAAAGUGUGCUGCUGUCUAGUAAGAAGGAGGAAACGCCAGAAGACACGAGACACAGUAAGAACCGCGUGACAUUUGGCGAGCAUGCAGAUGGGUUUGGGAUCUCAAAGACGACGGAAGUUGUAGAAGACGUGGCGACUGAAGAGGAAGAUGACGAACAGAACAGACGGUGGGAGGAGGAACUCAUGCGUCGUGGUGGACACCGUAUACCUUCAACGUCGGAGUCGAAGGGAAGACGUUCACGUGAUGGUCUGCCUGCUUAUCCGAUGAGGAGAAACGUGGCGUGUGUAUCGCUCGGGACUGUACUUGGUAAACUGGAAAAGAGUCUGGAGUCCACCACGUUUGAAGAUGAGCGUGUCUCACGUGAAUUAUCUCGACUGGAGGCUGAGGCUGCUCUGAUCGAGACGACGUUGAAGCAGCAGCAAGAAGAGCUGCUCGUCAGCAGCGAAGAGUUUGAUUAUUUCCAGGAAAUCGAGGAUUUUGUCAAGGGAUUGAGCUUUUGUUUACGUGAGAAAGCUCCCGUUAUCAAAGCAAAGGAGAAGUGCAUUGUGGAUGAGCGGGUGCAACGAGUGAAGACAACACAGCAAGAAGAAAAGCGUGGCAUCGAAGAAGACAUUAUGAGUUUUCUCAACUCUGGAGUGUUGCAGCAAAGUGACGUAUUUGGUCUAAAGCACUUGGAUUUACUCUCCAGUGGAGAAGCUGUAGCGCCCUUAAAUGACGCGCUGCGUGCAGCACGUGUGCUUAAGUAUCAGCAGCAUUUCACAGAAUCCUAUGUGGCGGGUCCACAACAAAAAGACGAAGAUUUAUUCGCUGAUGCGAUCGAUGAAAUCAACUCGCUUGAGCGCGUGUAUGGGCGUUUUCAGGAGUGGAAGGCGAAAUUCCCAGAAACUUACAAGAGUACGUACUGCGAGCUAGCACAGGAGAAGGUCUUCGCUCCUUACGUUCAAACAGAACUGCUGCACUGGGAUCCGCUGGCUAUGGCAGACACUGAUACGAAGCUCAAGUCGCUUAAGGAUUUCGCUUGGUUUCGUGUUCUUAGUCAGCACCGACUUGGUAGCGAUGAGGCUGUGGAUGGCCCACUGCUCUAUCAAGUCCGCGAUGUACUGUUUGAGAAGGUUUGUGCUGCUGUAUCAAGCUACUUUGACCCGUACUCGAGUCUCCAAGCACGCAGUUUGUCCCUGGUGCUAGAAGAAAUAAAUCGACACGGCUAUUACACUCUCGUCGAAGAGAAGCUUCAUACGUUGGCAAACACAGCACUCGAGUCUUUUUCAAGUGAAGCCAAGCGCACAGUACUCGUCGCCAUGGACCAUAACAACCAGGAUGCCAGCCUGUUCUCCCGCUAUCAGCUGGAAAGGUUCAACACGCUCCAAGACAACCUCCUUACUCUGUUCGUCAAUCUACCCAAAGGAGCACUCGCAGCCGCUGGUUUCCGCUGUUUGUUACAAGUUUUUCAUCAACUCCUGGCCUACGUUCGAUACUGCGAAGACACUCACAAGACGCAGCUAGUUGUAACAGCGACACAAGUCGUGAGGCAGCUCUCUGGUUCGUCGUACCUGCUUCAGGUUUUAUCUGAGCCCAGUCAAGAAUGUGAACUGAAGCACAUAAUGGAGCUGUUCUCACCAUUUCUACAACACGCUGCUCAAUAG